GAGCUUAGUGACCAAGCGGUGUCCUGCGUUCCCAGCUUUGUUCGUUGCCCUCCAUGGCUGUCUCGCUCCGCGCUUCUGCGUGCUCAGCACUCAUCAAGGGCAGUGCUCGCAUCUCUCGCCCUGCUGUGUCUGUUGCGCCCGUUAGUCGCUCGACCACCGUUAGCGUGCGCGCCAUGUCGGCCAAGGAGGUCAUCUCCACAGACGGUGCGCCCGCCGCGCUGGGCCCCUACUCCCAGGCCAUCAAGGCCGGCAACACCGUUUAUGUGUCUGGCCAGAUCGGCAUCGUGCCAGGCACCAAGGACUUCGCCGCGCCGGACGUGGAGGGCCAGACGCACCAGGUGCUGAAGAACAUGGGCGCCAUCCUCAAGGCCGCGGGCGCUGACUACAAGGAUGUGGUGAAGACCACCAUCCUGCUGGCCGACAUCGCGGACUUCGCCAAGGUCAACGCCGUCUAUGCCACCUACUUCGACCCCGCCCAGGCGCCGCCCGCCCGCGCCACCUUCGCCGUCAAGGACCUGCCGCUGGCGGCGCGCGUGGAGAUUGACGCCGUGGCUGUGCUGCCCUGAACACCAGGACCUGCGGGGUUGCUAAUGGAUGGGCAUGGAUGGUGAUGCAGCGUUGGAGCUGGAGUUGGAGCGCUGCUGGAGCGUUGGUGGAGCGUUGGACAUGGAGCUAGUGACGCUGGCAGGAGGCGGCAGGAGGGCCGCAGGGUUGAGGUGUUAAACCGAUGCAGGCGGCUGCAGCGCGUGAGCGGAGGAAGGCGUGGGCUGCGCGCGUCAGGGGACGGAAGGGCCGUGGCGAGCGGCCGGUGCAGUGGCUGGGUGGGGUGUGCAGCAGGGAUGAGCGGACUGCUGCUGGUCAGGACACGGCAAGGGGAAUGUUGGUUGACGCCCGGCUGCAGUGAAACCCUGGAGACGCUCGCUGGGCGCGGGUUGUAUAGGCAGCGUCGGCACUCGGCUCCUGUUGUUGCUGGUGGCAUGACUAUGGGCCGCUGCCACUUGUGCAGUACGCGGAUGUGUAUGGAUUAAGCAGAUCUGUAUGGCUGGCGGUGUGUGGUAGGGAAACGCGCCGUGGGCAUGGCGGGGUGAACCGGCGCCCAGGUGGUGCGGCCAGCUGCCAGCAGGCUAGACCAGGCACGCGGCUUUCAGGGGCCGCAGCGGAUGCGGGAGACAUGUGGCUACAUCGUAACUCGAAUUGA
This is a messenger RNA of Chlamydomonas reinhardtii, 1198 nucleotides long. RefSeq lists its product as uncharacterized. Lineage: Eukaryota; Viridiplantae; Chlorophyta; Chlorophyceae; Chlamydomonadales; Chlamydomonadaceae. Gene Ontology annotation, cellular component: cytosol. Gene Ontology annotation, molecular function: deaminase activity. Bases 54 to 566 code for a protein of 170 amino acids. The record is from RefSeq and is a predicted model, not a curated record. The transcript is spliced from 2 exons.